AUGGCCCAAAAGCUCAAUUUUCUCCGAGAGAGCUCUGUGACGUCCGUCAAUUCGGCCUCCCAAUUCCUUGCCGACAUUCGGGGAAAAACUAUUCAACCCGACCAAAUCAUGGUAUCCUUCGACGUUGUCUCACUUUUCACGUCCAUCCCGCCAGACUUGGCGCGCGACGUGCUACGCAAACGCCUCGAAGAAAAGUACGAUGAAACGACAGGGCCGCUAAAGAUCCAGCACCUAAUGCAGCUCUUUUCAUUCUGCCAACGAACUUUUUUCACCUUCGAAUGCAGAACAUACGAACAAAUCAAAGGAACACCCAUGGGUUCCCCCAUAUCCAGCCUAGUUGCGGAAUUGGUCCUACAAGAGCUGGAAAAGGUUGCUUUCAGCCAUUACAAACCUGCGUUUUGGCGCCGAUACGUGGAUGAUACAUUCGUUCUUAUUGAAAAGGACAAGCUAUCGGGUUUUCAAGACUUACUUAACAGCAUAUUCCCCGACAUUCAGUUUACAAGAGAAGACGAGGAGGACGAGAAACUACCCUUCCUGGACGUGCUCGUCACGCGUACACCUGACGGUGAACUCAACAGUACAGUGUACAGAAAGGCGACCAAUACAACCCAGGUCCUCAACUAUCAUAGCAACCACCCAUUGGUGCACAAACUGGGCUGUGUGAGGGCGCUGUUCGACCGGGUGAAAACGCACUGUAGCGAGCCCGAAGGAAGGAUGCAAGAACUACGGCAUCUUCGGGACCAAUUAACAAAGAACGGCUACCCAAAUAGUUUUAUCAGUCGCUGCAUACGCGCGCACUCACGCCGGACAAACGGAAGAGAGACACCAACAAUUUGGCACUCCCUACCAUACAUAAAGAAUGUGUCCGAGGCUACAGAACGCAUUGCGUCAGAGCUAGGCAUGGGCAUCGCUCAUCAUCCGGCGGCCACCAUGCGUAGCAGGAUCAUGAAAAUGAAGGAUCGGCUGGACGCAGGUGAACAGUCGGGCGUAGUCUAUCGAAUCCCGUGCCAAAACUGUCCUUGCCACUACACAGGCCAGACAGGACGACGUCUGAGCUUACGAAUACUUCAGCACAAACGGGCCGUUCGGAGAGGCGACCCACUGUCUCAAGUAGCCACUCACACGCUCGAGGAAGGGCAUGAGUUCGACUUCGUCAACACGCGGAUAUUGGCGCGAGCCGGCAACAAGACAGGGCGAGAGCUGUUGGAGGCGUGGGUGUCGGACACCAAAUCCAUCAACAGACACAUCGAGUUGCCUGCAUGUUAUCACGCGCUCCGCCCACGCGGCCAGGUGGCGCAGCUCACACCGUUGCGAAGUACAAACGGCGUCACCACGCCGGGGGAACAUCGUGGACCAGGCGGCACAAACCCUACCUAG
Molecule: messenger RNA, 1377 nt
Organism: Spirometra erinaceieuropaei
Lineage: Eukaryota; Metazoa; Platyhelminthes; Cestoda; Diphyllobothriidea; Diphyllobothriidae
Source: the annotation of a GenBank genome assembly